CCUUUUUUUGUUCUUUUCCCUGUUCUUAUGUCAUUCAGAUCAUGAGACUGCUGGUUGUACUUUCCCUCACGUCCAGACCACAAAGUUCAAAAACCCUCCACAAUCUUCAUCCAGUUGUCAGCUCGGUAUGACUUCCUUUCACCCUCAGGUCCUGCUGAUCUUAUAUUUGAUCCGUCUUGUUCCAGCACUACCAUCUGAAGUGUCACCCUUUUCCGAGGUGCCUUUCCUCUCCGUGUGGAAUGCCCCCACUGCCAACUGCCUCUCUCAGUAUGGCGUGGAUCUUGACCUGGGGAUGUUCAGCAUCGUCCAGAACCAGAACCAAACCUUCAUGGGUGACAACAUAACUAUCUUUUAUGCUGAAAAACUUGGUUUAUAUCCCAGAUAUUCCAGCCGAGGGGAGGCUAUGAACGGUGGGGUGCCCCAGAAUGCCAGUCUGAAUGAGCACCUCCGAGCUGCCUCUGAUGAUAUACGCAGAUAUAUCCCUGACUCCCAGUUCCAGGGCCUGGGUGUGGUGGACUGGGAGAGCUGGAGACCUGUGUGGGAGAGGAACUGGGACAGUAAGGAGGUGUACUGGGAAGGAUCAAAAGCACUAGUGAGGGCCAAGCACCCAGACUGGAGCCCUGCACAGAUAGAAGCUGCAGCUCGGAUACAGUUUGAAGAAGCUGGGAGGAAAUUCAUGGAGGAAACAUUAAAACUGGGACAAGAGAAAAGACCUAAAGGACUGUGGGGGUUCUAUGGGUUUCCCAACUGCUACAACUACUACAACAGCAAAACCGGCAACUACACAGGAGAGUGUCCGACCGUGGAGAUGAAGAGGAACAAUGAGCUGUUCUGGCUGUGGAACGUCUCCUCUGCUCUGUACCCAGACAUCUACCUCAGCCUGGAGCUCCGAGGCCUGGGCAGAGAGGUUCUGCUCUACGCCCACCACCGCAUCCUGGAGGCCAUGAGAGCCGGGGCUCAGGUCACGCCAUCACCACCGCCGGUGUUCCCCUAUGCUCGCAUUGUCUACACAUACACUUUAGAUUUUCUCUCUCAGGAGCAUCUUGUGUACACUGUUGGGGAGAGCGCCGCUGUAGGAUCAGCCGGUGUCGUUCUCUGGGGCGACCACCUUUUCUCCAAAACCAAGGCCACCUGUGAAGCUGUUAAAUCCUACAUCGAUGAGACUCUUGGUCCAUAUUUGGUGAAUGUAACAUCAGCAGCCUCUCUCUGCAGCCAGACCGUGUGCUCCUCAAAGGGAAGGUGCCAGAGGAGGAACCUGAACUCCAGGUCCUACCUCCACCUCAACCCUGCCACGUGGACUGUGGUGUCCGACAAAAAGCCUGAAGGAGGACACAACUACAGAGUCCUGGGGCAGCUGAGGAAACGUGAGGCAACGCUCAUGAAGUCUGAGUUUCAGUGCAGAUGUUUCCCUGGGUGGACUGGGGACACCUGCUCCAAACCCGCACAGGGAUAGGCCACCUUAUUGUGCAGAAGUUAAUCCAGAAUCAGUUUAAUAAAUGGCACAAAAUCUUUAAAAACUGCAACAAUUAACCACCGCAGACGCAUACUGGGGCAGGUUUGGCCCAGACGUAGUUAUCUGCAUGAGUGCAUGUGGUCUCCAGUGAAUGGAGGAAAAAAUAAAAUCUUUGACCUGUGGUUUUUCUUAAUUAAUUAAUGCUUUCACAGUUUGUUAUGUCAGAUAAUGGUGUUGUUUCUAUAUAAAUAACAGUUUACAAUGUAUGUAGACCAUUUUGUAUUCAGCUUUAAUUUGUCAAUAAAAACAUUUAUUUUUUUUUAUGUAAUUUCAAAUAUUUGUAAAAUAUCAACAGAGCCUUUAUUUUCUUUACUACUGGCUGAAUUGUAAAUUUCUCAGUAAUGUAAAAUUUAAGCUGGAUGAUCAUUUUAGAUUUCAAGAUGACCUACUUUUACGAGAAGCAAAAUAUUCAUGGUGCUCGAAGUUCAACUAAAU
Molecule: messenger RNA, 1948 nt
Organism: Sphaeramia orbicularis (orbiculate cardinalfish)
Lineage: Eukaryota; Metazoa; Chordata; Actinopteri; Kurtiformes; Apogonidae
Gene: hyal1
Product: hyaluronidase 1
Exons: 4
Coding region: 128-1453 (441 amino acids)
Biological process (GO): hyaluronan catabolic process; carbohydrate metabolic process
Cellular component (GO): cytoplasmic vesicle
Molecular function (GO): hyalurononglucosaminidase activity
Source: RefSeq, a predicted model, not a curated record